Messenger RNA from Papaver somniferum (opium poppy), 1462 nucleotides. Its product is annotated as FACT complex subunit SPT16-like. The record is from RefSeq and is a predicted model, not a curated record. Lineage: Eukaryota; Viridiplantae; Streptophyta; Magnoliopsida; Ranunculales; Papaveraceae. Gene Ontology annotation, biological process: positive regulation of transcription elongation by RNA polymerase II; transcription elongation by RNA polymerase II. Gene Ontology annotation, cellular component: FACT complex. Gene Ontology annotation, molecular function: nucleosome binding. The transcript is spliced from 2 exons. Bases 544 to 1173 code for a protein of 209 amino acids.
GAUAGGUUCCUUUGGGAAUUAUUGCUAUCCGUUCUGUAGUUCCAUUAAAAACGAAGGAAGAAGAGUUUCAAGCCUCUGAGAGCGAGACGGAUGCGACGCAUAAAAAAUCAGAUUUUUCUUCUGAUUAACGGUUUAGACUACUCUGCAAGAAUGAUACUCUAAGUUACAAAGUUAUAGGAGUUGACCUUGACUCAGAGACUAAAAGGGAGGAGAAGCGUAGGUAUGAUCAGGCAAGAUUUGCUCGUCGGUUGAAGAUGGAAGAUAAACGAAGAUUGUUGGGUGUUCUGUCCAGCGAAGAAGAUAGUUCCGAAGAAAACUCUCGGACUCCCACUAAACUGGAAAAUAUAAUAGAAUCUGGGUCUUCAUUUAUGCGAUGGCAAGAAAAAGAAAAAAUAAUAAUCAGGAUAACCGGUGUUAGGGUCCUUUCCAAGGUUGGAGGCCAAGGUGGAGAACCCAUUGUUGGUACCCUUGAAGCACAUGUACAUCGGUUCGUAUACACGGCCUCCAAUUUGAGAAUGCAAUUUAUGUUUACAGAUAUUAAAAAUGGUUUCUUCCGACUUGGGGAUGACAGGGAUGCGGCCUCUCGUACACUUUCAUUUCCGUCGCCCCAUCAAGCUAGGGAAAGAAAAGUCAAAAGAUAUUGAAUUCCAUUUGGUGCAAUGCCCUCUGGGACAGAAGAGGUCUGAUCAUGAUUCAGAUAAGAUUGAGAAAGAGAAGCGAAUCAGGCAUGGUCGCUGUAAUGAAGAUUUAAAGAACUUCGUCGACAAAGUUGAUGCUCAAUGGAGUUCACAGCCAAUAGCACCUUCUUGUCUGUUUGAUGAGCUAGAGAAGGUGUACGAAUUUUAUGGGGAUCUUCCCUCGAAGAUAUCAGCCGCAUUUGCCCUGACUUCAUUUAAUCUAAUUGUUCUUGUAGAAACACCGUUCGUUGUGUUCCCACUAAGGGACAUUGAGAUUGUCAAUCUGGCGCUGCUUAGACCUGGGAUAAUUGAUAUGACAGUCAUAUUUCAGGACUUUGAGAAGGACAAUGUGCUUCAAAUCAGUUCAAUUCCCUUGAAGUCGUUUGCUAGCAUAAAAGAUCGCCUUAACUGGGGUCAAGUGAAGUACUAUGUGAACACCGCAGAACUAGACUGGAUGGCCAUAGUGAAACGCAUAAGAGAUUUCCCCGAGAAAUAAAGGAUGGUGGAUGGGAUUACUUUGAACUCGAGGAUUCUGAUACUUUGGCCUACUACAAGGAAAUAGCAUCUGCCCCAGACUAUGAUGAAAAAUUGCUGACCAGAUAGCAGGAGAAAGGUUGAUUUUGGGCGAAAAAGUGUUGGUGUCUUUUCUGAAUGUGCAUGAUUUUAGUAACGAAGAUAUUCUCCCAAUGUGCUAGUAGAUGAGUCAUCUGUUAUUACUUAACAGAUACAGGAGCUUCUUCAUUAGCAUUUUUUUUUUGUUUCCGUGACUUUGUUAAUUUUAAUAA